Molecule: messenger RNA, 660 nt
Organism: Penicillium antarcticum
Lineage: Eukaryota; Fungi; Ascomycota; Eurotiomycetes; Eurotiales; Aspergillaceae
Product: Mic19 family protein
Exons: 3
Coding region: 1-660 (219 amino acids)
Source: RefSeq, a predicted model, not a curated record
AUGGGUGCUGGCAACUCUAAGCCCGAUGCUUCGGCCGGCUCACAACAUGUGUUCUCCAGCAACUCUCCCGUUCAAUUCUCCUCGAACCUAGUGGACGCCCUCCAGUCCAACUCGGAGACCGACUCUACCCGCUCCAAGGCCCUGGAACUGGAAAUCCAAAACCGCGUCGCACAGGAACUCCAACGCCUCCGCGAACGCGAGCAGCAGACCCUCGCCGAGAUCGAGAAGCGCAUCGCCGAGUCAAAGGAUACCUCCUCCCUGCCCAUCACAGCCGCCACGGCCCCGGUCACAUCCAACUCCUCGGGAUACCCAGCCGGCUCACUGAACCUGGACGCACCACGAAUCCCCUUCGCUGGACGGGAGCACGACCCCGUGGCCACAUUUGCCGCGCCGCAGGAACCCGCCGCCGCCCAGCCGGUAGCCAAGCGCGACGUGUCGCGCAACGCGGUAGCAGCCGAGAUUGAGCAAUUGCGCACCAAGCUCGAUGGACGGAGGAAGGUUGCGGAUCUUGACGACGGCGUUGCCAAGGCCAAGUCGGAUGUUGUUAGCUGCCUGCGGUUGAACGAUCGUCGGCCAUUGAACUGCUGGGAGGAAGUUGAUGCUUUCAAGCGUGAGGUUGCGCGCUUGGAGGCUGCCUUUGUGGAUCGCAUUGUGGGUUAG